AUGGCUACCAUCGUAGGCGCCUCCAACGGCGAGCCUUCGUCUGCGCCGCAGUACGAGCAGGGAUAUGACGACGACACCCCACUUUUUACCUGCCUCUCGUGCAGCAUCGCUUUCCCCAACCCGGACGACCAGCGCACUCACUACCGUUCCGAUCUGCACCGCUACAACAUGAAGCGUCGAGUCGCCAACCUGCCACCGGUCAAGGCCGACGUCUUCAACGCCAAGAUCCUCGAGAGGCGCGCAGCCCUCGCUCAGGAAGCCGAGACCACCGCUACGCCUGACAAAUGCGAGGCUUGCGAUAAGAAGUUCGCAUCCCAGAACGCCUACCUCGCCCACCUCAACUCGAAGAAGCACAAGGAGAACGCGGCGAAGCUCGACAAGAAGAGGGCGAACGCAGCUUCCCAAGCCGGCCCUUCCACCGCCGUUGCAGCCGAUGCCGACACCGAGCAGGUGCCCCUUGUAUUCCGAGUUCCGAAGCCCACCGCUUCCGACGCAGAACCGGCUUCAGCCCCGGCUGCCGAUGCCGCCACCUCCUCCGGCGCUGCCGCAGACAAGAAGCAAAACGCGCGCGAGACGCUCAUGGUCUCGGAGGACGCCACCGAGGAGCAGAUCCAGGCGGCCAUCGACGCCAAGGUCGCCUCGUCGCGUCGCAUCGACCCCAACCACGAGUGCAUGUUCUGUGCCAAGUCUGGGUUUGGCGAGCUCAAGGACACGCUCGCACACAUGUCCAAGGCGCACGGCUUCUUCAUCCCCGACUCGGAGUACAUUGUGGAUCUGCCGGGCCUGGUAGCGUACCUGGCGGACAAGGUGAGCAUCGGCAACAUCUGCCUCUACUGCAACGGCCGCGGCAAGGGCUUCCACAACGUCGAGUCGGUGCGCAACCACAUGCUCGACAAGUUUCACUGCAAGAUCGCCUACUCGGAUCCCGAGGACCAGCUGGAGCUCGGCGACUUUUACGACUUUACCAGCUCGUACCCUGCGGACGAGGACGAGGAGUGGGAGGAUGACGAUGCUGAGGAGGAUGCAGAGGACGACAUGGACGUGGAUGGCGAAGGCAAGGUGCUUGACCUUACGACCAAGGCUGGCAAGAAGAGCGCGACUGCCGAUGCGGAGGAGCACGAUGACCAGAUCCGCUACGGUGAUUCGGAGCUCGAGCUGGUUCUGCCGUCCGGCGCCAGGUUGGGACAUCGUUCGCUGCGUCGCUACUACCAGCAGUCGCUACGCGAGGUGCCCAUGGGCUCUGCCCGCGACCAGACCGAUCUUUCGCGCCGCUACGGUGGCGGUGGUGCCCUUGCGCGUCGUCUGAUUGCAGAGAGCGGCAUGGGUCAUCACGACGGCGACGGAACGCUCGUCACCGGCCGUGGCGGUCAGGUGAUCAAGGCGAGAAAUAGGGGCGAGGCAAGGGAGGCCAAGAAGCACAUCACCGAAUUCAGAGACAGGUCGAGGAGAGAACAGUACAAGACCAGGAUCGGAUUCAGGAACAACAACCAGAAGCACUUCCGCGAUCCCCUCCUGCAGUAG
Molecule: messenger RNA, 1521 nt
Organism: Moesziomyces aphidis
Lineage: Eukaryota; Fungi; Basidiomycota; Ustilaginomycetes; Ustilaginales; Ustilaginaceae
Source: the annotation of a GenBank genome assembly